Messenger RNA from Cuscuta epithymum, 5843 nucleotides. NCBI's taxonomy places the organism in Eukaryota, Viridiplantae, Streptophyta, Magnoliopsida, Solanales, Convolvulaceae. The record is from the annotation of a GenBank genome assembly.
GCAACUCAGUUCUGAUACUUCACAACCAAACACAAAAAAAAACUCUCUCUUCUCUAAAAAACUGGAGAGGACUUAAAAGAAGAUUAUACAGAGAACUGGAGAUUGGAAAAGAUUUUAUUGAAGUAGGCGACACUGAAGAAGGUGUCGCUCAGGGUUUUAGCUCUCUUGAAAUCGCGUACUGCAUCGAGAUGGAGUUGCAGGCCAUUUCAAAAACAGGAGACCAAGAUUUUGCACCAAAAAAUUGUUACUCUCGGCUUGCAAAGCAGCAUCCCAUUAUCAAAGGGCCUUACAGAUUUGUACUGUUGUUGCCAAGAUUUCCGAUCCGCCAAGUUGGUCUUCCAGAAUCUUAACAACCCUCUGGACAUCACUUUAUGGAAUGGCCUCAUGGCGGCUUAUACCCGCAACUCCGGCUUCAUCGAAGCUCUUGAGCUCUUCAUCAGGUUACUGCUCUUAUCCCCUUACCUCAAGCCCGACGCCUACACUUAUCCCAGUGUUCUUAAGGCAUGUAGCGGUCUAGGUUGCCACGUGCAAAUCGGUAAAGCAGUACACGGCCGCUUGAUCAAGACUGGUUUCUUGUUUGAUGUGGUCGUUGCAAGCUCUGUGGUGGGAAUGUAUGCAAAAGGGGGUGAUUUUAAAGCAGCGACUGAGGUGUUUGAUGAAAUUCCUGUCAGAGAUGUGGCUUGUUGGAAUACUCUUAUUUCAUCUUAUUACCAAAGUGGAGAGUGCGGCAAAGCUUUAGAGUUGUUCGAGAAGAUGAAGGAUUCUGGAAGCACGCCAAACUCUGUGUCUUACACAGCUGCCAUAUCUUCUUGCGGAAGGCUUCUGGAUUUAGACAGAGGCGAGAAGAUCUAUGCUGAACUUGCGAAAGAUGGGGUUUCCCCAGACUGUUUUGUUUCCUCUGCUCUUGUGGACAUGUUUGGGAGAUGCGGUCAUAUAGAGAGAGCAGAGGAGGUGUUCAGGCGAAUCCCAAACAAGACUUUGGUUUCUUGGAAUGCCAUGAUUUCCGGGUAUAGUUUGAGAGGCGAUAGCAAGGCGUGCAUUGACCUUCUUCUGAGGAUGAAUGAAGAAGAUAUCAAACUUUCUCUGACAACCUUAACCAGCUUGCUGAUGUCGUGUUCCAGAUCGGCCCAACUGUUGCACGGUAAGUUUGUCCAUGCUUACAUCAUCAGACACAAUAUCGAAACCGAUAUGUUUGUUCAAUGCUCGCUAAUUGAUCUCUACUUUAAAUGCGGAAAAGCUGAGACCGCCAAACGAGUCUUUAGUACAACCCCAAAAGGCGAUGUAACUGCCUGGAAUACAAUGAUCUCUGGGUUCGUGUCAUCCGGAUUUUACUUGGAUGCCCUUGACAUCUAUAGUGACAUGAAUGUGGUGGGAAGUAUAAAACCUGAUGCAAUCACGUUCACUAGUGUAUUAGUGGCUUGUUCACAAUUGACAACCUUAGAUAAAGGGAGAGAGGUUCAUAAUAGUAUAGUUGAUCAUAAGUUCGAUUCAAAUGAAAUAGUAAUGGGAGCACUACUGGACAUGUAUGCCAAAUGUGGUGCUGUUAAUGAAGCUUUUGAAGUGUUCUCCCAUCUUCCCCGGAGAGAUAUUGUCUCAUGGACCUCUAUGAUUGUGGCUUAUGGGUCCCACGGCCGGGCACUUGAAGCUUUACACCUCUUCCAUGAAAUGCUCCAACUGUCUGAUAUUAAACCUGACAAGGUCACAUUUCUUGCAGUCAUUUCGGCUUGUAGCCAUGCAGGAUUAGUUGAUGAGGGUUGCCAUUAUUUCAAUUUAAUGAUUAAUUAUUAUGGAAUCAAACCUGGAAUUGAGGACUACUCUUGUCUCCUAGAUCUUCUAGGACGUUCCGGAAGAUUAAGUGAAGUGUAUGGAAUUCUUCAGAGACACCCUUCCAUGAGAGAAGAUGUUUCGUUGUUAAGUACACUGUUUUCUGCUUGCUAUAUGCACAAGGAAGAAGAAGGUAUCAGGGAGGAAGUUGCAGAACUUCUAAUCCAGAAAGGUUAUAAUGAUCCAUCAACUUAUGUGGUUAUGGCAAACAUGUUUGCAAUUAAAAAGGAAUGGAGCAAAGUGAUGGAUAUGAGAAUGAAGAUGAAAGAACUUGGGUUGAGGAAGAACCCCGGUUGUAGCUGGAUUGAAGUUGACAAGAGAAUGCACACCUUCUUUGCUGAUGACCAAUCAUUACCAGCUGCCGAAAUGGUAUACCAAUGUCUGAACACAAUAAGCAACCAUAUUGACACAUCUGAAAUUAUGGUGAUUUGGGACCAGUGGCAUUGCCACCAAGACAUGGUGAAUCUUUGAAAAGUACACAUGGAACAUGAAGGGGUGUUAUCCAUUGUGUUUAGCAUAAGACAUGUCUUCCAGGGCUUCUAUAUAGCACGGUGGUGGGCGUGCUAUUCGUGGUCGAGUAAAUAAUGGUGCUUUUGUUGGUGCGGGAACAACCCGAAACUUGUCUUUAGGGGAACAUAUGACUGAAUGGUCAUCACUCACCCAACACCCCGCAUCAAAUGCAAGCACCUCAUUUGCUUCAAUUACUAGGGCUGAUCUGUUUAUGUAGCCUAACGUGACACAACAAAAUGUCCCACACACAGCACUGCGACCACAUCAUAGUCGUCUGAAAGUAAAUCAUAAAGUGAAAAGUCUUAGAAAACUAUUGUCACAAAGUUGUUUACUGGAUGACCACCCAACUAUGGAAGUUUGGAACCUAAGGCUCGUGAAGAAUACAUAUCACGAUUCUUGCAAGAGUAUACAUGGACACCGUCAGAUAAUGGACAAAUGAUUUCCAAACUUCAUUCAACGUUUUCUAGUCGUUAUACGGCACGCAUGUCAAAUAUGAGACUACAUGUACAAAAACAAAAUCCAGAUUUUCUUGAAGAUCAAUAUUAUACAAGAUUCAUUCCCUACUGACCAGAGCUUGUAACUCCUCACACAUGGGUUAAAUUAUGCAACUAUUGGAACUCUGAUGAAUGGAAGAAGUCUGAAUUUGUAAGGUGUAAUCGUGUUGGAAACCUUGGUGAGGGUGAAGUUCCUGCUAAAACAAAAGGUAGAAAGUCAAGAGAAGUUUUUUAUUUUGAAAUCGCGGUAGAAAUUGGCCGAAUUCCCAUAAUGGAGGACUUUGUUGAUGAGUGGUGUACAAUUGACCUUACACAGACCAGCCGCAUCCGACAACCCAUGCUCGUUGAUUGAAAAAUAUGGACCAGAUCAGGCACAACAUCCGAUGUUUGACUAUGAGGUAUGGGCAGAGAUUGGACUAUUAGUUGGCGUACCAGGACAAUUAUCUCAUCCUCAUUUGCUUCAACCAUCUAAACCGGAGGAGGAUUAUGGAUCGCAAACCCAUUCAUAAAAAAAGCUGCCAAGCACUGACCGAUGACUGUUACUCAUUCUUCAAAGGAGAUUUUCAGCAAUGGACAUGCCUGUUAGUCUCAAUAUGAAAAAUGUGUUAUAUCACGUGAACUCGGAUGUAGAGAAGUUCUGCACACUGUAAAGGAUGCAAGCAUGAAGCAGCAUUAUAGACAGCGUGAAGGUUGUGAAGCAAUGAUUCUAAUACAGAGAGAAAAAAAAUGGGACCAUGUGAGUGGUGAGGAAGUUUGUGAGAAACCAUAGUCAUCCCUUGACUGCAGAUUCACCCCUCAAUGGCCAUUUAUCUUCCGUAAGAUUCCUUUUUUCUUUCUUUUUUGUAUGAAAAAGUUAUUGUGUUUGUGUUCUGUGAUCGUUAAGGUUUGUCUGGAAUUUGGAUAAAGUUAUUGAAAGAAAAUCUAGGGAAAUUUUGGAAUGGAAAUGUGAGGAAAACAGUAAACAUUUGUUCAACCUGAAAUGAGUUAUUCUUGAUAUUUGUUAGAAUUACACAUUGCUCAGUUAAGGAGCGAGUCAUGGGUUAAUAAGUCUAUGAGUUGAACUAACAAAAGGGUUGGAUUCAAACUUUGAGUGUCUUAUGGCCCAAUAGAGGUUCCCAAAUCCAAUCCUGAAUUUUAUGGCCCAAUUGAAAACUCAAAAUAUGUGUGAAUCUUUUAAACACAUUAAUCAUAUUUCAUUACCCUUUUGCAUUUGUUUGAGGUAAAGCCAAACACAAGAAUGCAGAUUUUCUUAUCUUUAUUUUCUUUCCUUGGUGUUUUAUGGGAUCCAAGCGCACCUCAAAUAAUUCUAUUUAUUUGCCUCGUGUGCAGCUUUGCAAUUAUAUUCUUCUUUGUGUAUAGCUAUAAGCCUAUAAUGAUAGAUGAAUCAAGAAUGUUUGUUUGCAUGUGGCUCUCAAGUAUAACAUAUGUUGAAGCAUAUUGUGUUUUUAUUUUUUUAAAAGCUUUUCAAGUAACACUUGGGUAAAAUAAAAUCACUAUAUGACAUGAUUCGACUAGGGCUGCAGAAGUAAGUUAUGUUGUGUAACAUUAUUAGAUAUAGCAGUAAGUGGUGCACUAAAUAUGUAGUCCUCUACUCCUCUUUGAUUUUGGUCAUGAUUUCCUCAAUACAUCUUUUGUUUUCUUUUCUUUUCUAGCCAAAACUAUAUUUCUCCCAUUUUAUAAAUGAUUAGGAGAAAAGAAAGCUAUCACACAAACACGAAAGCCCAUCCAUAAGUGCUAUCUCAUUUAAGGACUUGACUGAAGUGUUCUUUGAAAGCCCUCCUAUAUGCUUCUUCCCUGCUUUGUUAUGUAAGAAUUAAAAAUAUUAUUUGUCCUGUAAAGGUACUUUUCAAUAAAGGUGGGAGGACUAAAGGUCAAAAGGAAUACGAAUUGUGCACCCAAAGUGGAAGAUUUAAAAGUUAAAGCUGAUAGUGGAAAUGACUAAUUACUCUUGCAAAAUACAAUGGAAAACUCUUCAAUACCAGUCUUAACUGUCAUAACCUUUAUUUGUUAUGGUAUAAUUCCAAUUUUCCCCGUUUACUAACGGCACGGUUACGUCUUUCAUCUUUAUCGUACAUGUGUAUGAAAACACUAGGGUGCAUGAUAAUGGUGCUAUGCGCAUAAGUUAAUGAUAUAGAGAAUUGGAACUCCCUGAGGCAGUUCAUGCUAUAAAAACUGAAAUUUUUGCCAUUUCCAAUGCCAAACCUUUUCCCUCUAAUACCACCCAGAACCCUUUCACCAUUUGUAUAACUAAACCCUAUAAGCCCAAUAAUGCUUUAGAUGUUAAGUCUUGGACAAAGCCUCCCACUGGUCGCCACAAAAUAAACCUUGCCACAAGGCAGUUUACCCCUACCCUGUGCCGUACUGCUGCAACCCGCUGGUCGCCACAAAAUCCGUGAUGAAUGAGGCAACUAUUUUGGCCACCCACCACUUGCACGCAUAAUAGUCAUGAUCUGACCAUAGCCUCUUAUGAUGCUAUCAUUGACACUAUUAUCCACAUCAUUAAUACUAAUGUGUCUAAUUUUGUUCUUGAGGUUGAUAAUAAGGACAUUUACGAAGGAAUGAAAGGACUGUCACCUCAACAUUGGAAGCACUGGACUAGCUACAAGAGAUCCAGAGAAGGCUCAAAAACUACAACUGUACAAUCACGCAUAUCCAUCCAAAGAUCAAUAGAGCACGGAGUAUUUGGCUCUUAGAAACAUUUCUAUAAAAACCUUGAAUCAUCACUUUAAUCAUUUUGUUGGUAUCUUAAAGUUUGAUGCAAUUGGUUAUCCUUAUGCAUUUGAUUCUGAGUAGGUUUUGGUAUAAUCCUCCUACUCUUUGUAGUAAGUUUUCUUUCAUAAUAAACACUUAAACAGGUAGGGUGUUCCCUGGCACCUACUCCAAGAAAGCCAAUAAGCUUUCUUGGUCUCCAACCAGGUAAAAAAAAAAUAGCGAAUUGGAAUAACUAUUGAACCUUGUAAUUGUAGUUGUACUAUAAGUCUAUACUUAUUGACAAUGAUUUUCUUAUACGUUGAA